AUGGCAACAACCGCCAGCCUCGCGUUCCCUCUGCGCCUCCUGUUCCUGCUGCCCGGCUGGUCCCAGGCGGGACGGGCUGGUGAGUUGGGGGCCGCGGGGCCCAAUCCUCCGGGCAAGGGGAGGGGUGUGGGGGGCACGGCUGUGGACGGCAGCGGCUUCAGAAGAGGGGAGACCUGCGUUAUCUCCCAGGACUGUGCUCUCCCUCAGUUCCCUUCUGUGGCUCCUUUCAGCCUAUUCUGCUGCCUACGGCGGCCGCUUGCCUCCCAGGCCAGGAAGGUGUCAAAAAAAGUGGAAAAGGAAAACGCUCACUCUCUCUGGUGCACCUUCACCAUCAUCCAUCUGCCCAGACCUGGACAACAGUGGUGCGAGGUCCAAGUCCAUGUGGAUCAGAAGAAUUUCCUCUUCUAUGACUGUGGCACUGACAAGGUCUUAUCUGUGGGUCGCCUAGAAGAGCAGCUGAAUGCCACAGAUGGCUGGGGAAGACAACUGGAAAUGCUGAGAGAGGUGGGGCAGACGCUCAGACUGGAACUGGCUGGCACUGAGCUGGAGGAUUUCAUCCCCAGUGGAACCGUCACACUGCAGGCCAAGAUGUCUUGUGAGUGUGAAGCCGAUGGACACAGCAAAGCAUCCUGGGAGUUCAGCGUUAAUGGACAGAAGUUCCUCCUCUUUGACUCACACAGCGGAAAAUGGACAGUGGUUCAUCCUGGAGCCAAGCGGAUGAAAGAGAAGUGGGAGGAGGACACGGAACUGACUGCGCACUUGAAGAUGGUUUCAGUGAGAGACUGCAGGAGCUGGCUUGGAGACUUCCUGAUGCGCAGGGAGAAGACACAGGAGCCCACAGCACCACCCACCGUGUCCUCAGGCACAGCCCAACUCAGGGCCACAGCCACCACC
Cebus imitator (Panamanian white-faced capuchin) is the source of this 894-nucleotide messenger RNA. Its product is annotated as UL16-binding protein 3-like. Gene Ontology annotation, biological process: antigen processing and presentation of endogenous peptide antigen via MHC class I via ER pathway, TAP-independent; immune response; positive regulation of T cell mediated cytotoxicity. Gene Ontology annotation, cellular component: external side of plasma membrane. The transcript has 4 exons. The annotation marks the transcript as partial. The record is from RefSeq and is a predicted model, not a curated record. Lineage: Eukaryota; Metazoa; Chordata; Mammalia; Primates; Cebidae.